GUUCUUUACCCCUGCCUUUACCUUUAAGGUAAGCAGAAUUAUAGUAUGUAUGUUGAGAAGCUCAUAGGAAUGCUAUAGACCCUGAGAAUUGAAAUAAAACGCAAGGCCUAAACGGUUUUUGGAUACCAUGCCUACCUAUAGCCAAGUAUUCCGAAAUAUUACAAAGGACUAUACUCUUGAGGAGUAAGGGCUCCGAAACAGACCAGCGCACCCGAGCUAGUGGGCCAAGUAAGUGCCUGAGGCUUGAAUUACCUGCUUCAUCAGUGCGAUAAGGGCUGGCUACCUUAACCCUGUGGUUCCUCACACACCAGCCAACACGUCCAAAUCAAAACACAACACCAAUCUCUUAUCAAUUCCGGAUGAAAACCGGAAACCAUCUACUUAAGUACCUUAGUCCUGGUCUCGACUCAGCUUCCCUUGCAAAUCGAAAUCGAAAUGCUAAGAGAUUGUCCACUAUGACGAUAUCACUGUUGAGGGAGCCUAGGAGAUUCGCUCCUUUGGGUAGUGAUUCAGGCGGAGAUUUACCAAAGCUCAGGGGUAUUGUCUUUGAUGUUGAUGGGACGUUGUGCAUCCCACAGACCUGGAUGUUCGGGCAAAUGCGGUCUGCUCUUGGAAUUGACAAAAGCACUGACAUCCUUGACUACAUCCACUCCUUGCCUACACCAGACCAAGAACUCGCACAAGAUAAAAUCCGCGCCAUUGAGCGUUCAGCGAUGAGCUCCCAGGAACCUCAGCCAGGUCUCGUUCCCCUCAUGGAAUAUCUCGAAAGACACAACAUCCCCAAGGGCAUCUGCACUCGGAAUUUUGAUGCCCCUGUCACACAUCUGCUGGAGAAAUUUUUGACUGGAAAGGAGUUUAAGCCGAUUGUGACGAGACAAUUCAAGCCGCCAAAACCGCACCCUGCCGGUAUCUUGCACAUAGCGAAAAGUUGGGGGUUAAUAGACGAGGCUGGGGAUGUAGGAGAUGCUAGUCAUAUGAUCAUGGUUGGGGAUUCUCUAGAUGACAUGACAGCAGGCUAUCAAGCUGGAGCCGCAACAGUACUACUCGUGAAUGAAAUAAAUGCCCACCUUGCUAAUCACGAGCACACGGAUAUGGUUGUGUCUAGGCUAGACGAGCUAAUUGAGUUAUUGGAGUCGGGGUACGUAGGAAAGACCCCCGAAGAGAAGACAGCGAUACAGGGACUAGCGUAAGAGGGCUACCACAGAAUAGAAGGCUGAGGAUAUCACAACCAAGUAAUAUAUAAUAGGUGGAGAACA
Molecule: messenger RNA, 1256 nt
Organism: Cadophora gregata
Lineage: Eukaryota; Fungi; Ascomycota; Leotiomycetes; Helotiales; Ploettnerulaceae
Exons: 3
Coding region: 360-1190 (276 amino acids)
Source: RefSeq, a predicted model, not a curated record